This is a messenger RNA of Wyeomyia smithii (pitcher-plant mosquito), 663 nucleotides long. RefSeq names its product 28S ribosomal protein S24, mitochondrial (gene mRpS24). The record is from RefSeq and is a predicted model, not a curated record. The transcript has 3 exons. Gene Ontology annotation, biological process: translation. Gene Ontology annotation, cellular component: mitochondrion. NCBI's taxonomy places the organism in Eukaryota, Metazoa, Arthropoda, Insecta, Diptera, Culicidae. Bases 117 to 599 code for a protein of 160 amino acids.
CAAAAAUCGAUCAACAAGUGACAACACUCACAUCACUUCAUCUUUUUGAAUUUCCUUCACUUAUUUUUCGUAACAAUCGAGUAAGUUAAUUACACUAGCAGCAAAUAAUCAGCAGCAUGUUACAAAAUAUCCGCUUGCAUCCCAUUGCGUCUUUGCUCAAAAGAACGCUCUCCACAACGGCGGCAUGUAGCAAAUCUCAGUCCGGGCGGUACAAGAUCACACCGAAAGGCGACCGACCGCUAACGUACGAAAUGGCCAAUCCACCCCAUCAAAUAGCCCACCGCAAAGCGUGGAACUCGUGGAACACCUCCAACCUCGAGGGAGAGCAGCGCGCCUCGCAAACCAUGCUAGAGGACGAAUUCGUGCGUCGCUUCAUGACCGGCACCUGGCACGGGCUGGUACUGUCGGAGGUGAUCAUCAAGCGGCAGCACAACCACAUCCGGAUAGCGGCCAUCAUACGGCGCGGAAUCACGCCCCGAAAGAUGUACUUUUUGAUCGGCUACUGCGAGGAACUGCUCGCCUACUGGCUCCAGUGCCCGGUGACACUCGAGCUGCAAACAACCGAGGACAGGAAAGAUGUGAUCUUCAAGUAUAUCUAGAAGCGGUUGUUGCAAAAAAUUAGGCAAUUACAUAGUAAUAAAUGGUAAAAUUCUUCAAAAAUCA